CACGGUUUUAUGCGUAAUCAAUCAUGUGUAACACAGCUUCUGUCUGUUCUCCACUCCAUUGGAAAAUCACUUGACCAAAACACUCAAACAGACAUUUUAUACUUGGAUUUUGCUAAGGCUUUUGACUGUGUAGACCACGUUAUUCUCAAAGAAAAGCUUAAAUGGUAUGGCGUAAUGGGGAAUCUUCUUAACUGGUUUACUGACUAUCUUAGCGAUAGAUCGCAGAGAGUUGUGAUAGAGGGUGUAGCUUCUCGGUACCUACCCGUUACUUCUGGUGUUCCCCAGGGAAGCAUUGUAGGACCUCUGCUGUUUGUUAUUUUUAUCAAUGACCUACCUGAUAUUAUCCAGGAACAGACAAGAACCGGCCUCUUCGCAGAUGAUACCAAGUUGUACCGAUCAGUAAAAUUCCCUUGCGACUGUGAAAGUUUGCAGCAUGAUAUUUCGAACUUGAACAAUUGGAGUCAUAACUCUAACAUGAAAUUUAACGCCUCCAAGUGUAAGGUAUUAACAAUAACUCGAAAAAAAUCACCUGUAGUUACUGACUAUCGUCUGGGUAAUGUAAUUUUACAACGCGCUCACCAAGAAAAAGAUUUGGGAAUUAUUAUCAAAAGCAACUUAUCCUGGGAUUCUCACAUUUUCUCAAUCGUCAGUAAAGCCAACAAGAUGCUUGGUAUCUUAAAGAGAACUUGUCCCCUGAUUAGAGAUACUAAAGUUAGGCGAACACUAUACCUGACUUUGGUAAAAUCAAAGCUGUGCUACGCAACGGAGGUGUGGUCCCCAGCUAAUGUGAAGCUACAAGUUGCAUUAGAAAGAGUUCAAAGGCGCGCUACACGUUGGAUCUUCAAAAGUAAAGUUGGAGAAAUGUCUUAUGAAGAUAGACUGAAAACUCUCAAUUUAUUGCCACUAACUUACGAUCGAGAAAUCAGAGAUCUU
Paramuricea clavata is the source of this 933-nucleotide messenger RNA. NCBI's taxonomy places the organism in Eukaryota, Metazoa, Cnidaria, Anthozoa, Malacalcyonacea, Plexauridae. The record is from the annotation of a GenBank genome assembly.